This is a messenger RNA of Necator americanus (New World hookworm), 1320 nucleotides long. RefSeq lists its product as uncharacterized. The coding region runs from base 1 to 1320 and encodes 439 amino acids. The transcript has 12 exons. NCBI's taxonomy places the organism in Eukaryota, Metazoa, Nematoda, Chromadorea, Rhabditida, Ancylostomatidae. Gene Ontology annotation, molecular function: RNA binding; ADP-ribose diphosphatase activity. The record is from RefSeq and is a predicted model, not a curated record.
AUGAUUCACAAGAAGUGUCGUGUUACCGAUGCUCCUUAUUUACGAAGUAAUGGCGUCUACCGCUUUAAUGUACCAGACGAAAAAGUUCCUUGGGCAGUAGAGUUUCCUGACUACAAUCCUCCAGAUUACACAGAUCCAAGUACACUAUCCAGAAAAUGGGCAGACCCCGAACCUACAUCUGGCGAGUUUAAGUGGAAUUCCAUGGACGGGAAAAUCAACCGCGUUUCCUUUGUGUGUGAUUACUCCCUGGACACUUCUUCACGGCCAAUAAAUCCAAUGGGAAGAACUGGACUUCGCGGCAGAGGUGUCUUAGGAAGGUGGGGUCCAAAUCACGCAGCUGACCCCUUAGUUACGAGAUUGAAAAAUGGAAAGUUGCAGUUUGUGGCCAUAAAACGUGGUGACACAGGUGAGUGGGCCAUACCUGGUGGAAUGGUAGAUGCCGGUGAACAAGUCUCAGAAACGCUGAAAAGGGAAUUUUCUGAAGAAACUUUGGGUGGUAAAGUACGCUCUGAACUGGAGCAGCUUUGGAAAAAAGGACGCGAAUUGUAUAGAGGUUAUGUCGAUGACCACAGGAAUACGGAUAAUGCCUGGAUGGAAACUACGUGUGUAAACUUCCACGACGCCAGUGGUCUUCUUGACAAAGUGGAGCUACAGGCUGGAGAUGAUGCUGUUAAUGUCAGAUGGAUCAAUGUCGACUCCAAUGAGCCCUUAUAUGCAUCACAUACAGAUUUCAUUGCGUUGUUGAAAAAAAUUAUGUCACGUCGUGCUCCUCCACCGAUCGAUGGACUCUAUUCCUUAAAGGUUGACAACAUCUCCUACAACACAACCCAGGCCGAUUUGCGAAGGAUGUUUGAUAAAUAUGGUGAAAUCGGAGAUAUCCACAUACCUAGAGAUAAAUAUACUCGUCAGAGCAAAGGUUUUGGAUUUGUGCGCUUUUAUAGCCGUCGUGAUGCUGAAUAUGCAAUGGAUCGAACGGAUGGACGUUGGGUAGAAGGUCGUGAAAUUCGUGUUGCUAUGGCACGAUAUGAACGACCAAUUGAUGAGAGAGGAGCUUAUACAAGGCGUGGAAGAUCACGCUCACGUUCUCCUCGUCGUCGCAGCCGCAGCCGUUCACCCCGUCGUUCGAGGUCCCGCUCGCCCCGCAGUAGGAGCCGCAGUGGUUCGCCACGUCGUAGCAGAACUCGCAGUGGAAGUCCCAGGAACGAUCGUCGAUCAGCGUCCCCUAACGGCAAGGAUGCAUCCCCUGAACGAGACGGCUCAGAACACAGAUCCAAAAGUGGCACUCACUCGCGCUCUGUCAGCCCUCGCGAUCGCGACUAG